AUGCUGUGGAGAAUAACCAUCGCAGCCGUAUUGGCUGGAGUGCUCUGCAUCACGGCUGAAACCAAAAAGUCGCGCCCGCAGAGUUAUAUCCCGUCGCCGUACAAGAACAAAGGAAACCUGUCCUCCGAACGCCACCAGCGGCUACUGCAUCAGAAGCCCGAGGUGCUUUCCUCUAGCCGCGAGGCCUUGGUGGUGACCGAGCGCCGCUACCUUCGCAGGGACUGGUGCAAGACCCAACCCUUGCGCCAGACCAUCAGCGAGGAGGGUUGCCUGAGUCGCACCGUGGUCAACCGCUUUUGCUACGGCCAGUGCAACUCAUUCUACAUCCCAAGACAUAUGGGGCCCAGCGGCUCAGGACACAGCCAGAAUCGAGGGCAAGGUAGAAAAGGCCACAAUAAGGCCCAGGAGCCGUUUCAGUCUUGUUCCUUCUGCAGGCCGCACCGCGUCACGCAGCUGACGGUGCAGCUGGAUUGCCCUGACCUGCAGCCCCCUUUCAGGCACCGAAAAGUGCAAAGGGUCAAGCAGUGUCGCUGCAUGUCUGUGGACGUGAGUAGCCGUGGAAAGCUGUGA
Messenger RNA from Nerophis lumbriciformis (worm pipefish), 570 nucleotides. The record is from RefSeq and is a predicted model, not a curated record. Lineage: Eukaryota; Metazoa; Chordata; Actinopteri; Syngnathiformes; Syngnathidae.